AUGUUCUAUUACCCUAACGUGCUUCAGCGGCACACGGGCUGCUUCUCCACCAUCUGGCUGGCAGCUACCCGCGGCAGCCGCUUGGUGAAGCGGGAGUACCUGAAAGUGAAUGUGGUAAAGACCUGUGAGGAAAUCCUCGAUUACGUGAUGGUUCGCGUGGAGCCCCCACGACCUGGCCUACCGCGGCCCCGCUUCUCCCUCUAUCUCUCAGCCCAGCUACAGAUUGGUGUGAUCCGAGUAUACUCCCAACAAUGCCAGUACCUCGUAGAAGACAUCCAGCAUAUCCUGGAGCGCCUGCAUCGUGCCCAGCUGCAGAUCCGCAUAGAUAUGGUGGAGCCAGAACUACCCAGCCUGCUGCUGCCUAGCCACCUGGCUAUGAUGGAGACCCUGGAAGAUGCUCCUGACCCCUUUUUUGGGAUGAUGUCUGUGGAGCCUCAACUUCCCAGCCCCUUUGAGAUCCCUCAGAUUCGACACCUCUUAGAGGCUGUGACCCUAGAGAGAGUUCUUGAGGAGGCGCCUCCGGAAGUCCCUACAGAGCCCCGGAAGCCAGACAGGAUGCCGGGUAUUGUGGUCUCUCCUGAGGCCAUCACCCUCAAGGAGGCAGAACCCAUACACGUGCUGCCGAUCGAGGGUGAAAAGGACCUCCCCGAGGUCAGCCGUCGAGACCUUGACCUGCUGAUAGCUGAGGAAGAUGAAGCAAUCUUGUUAGAGGAGCGUCGGCGUGCCAGGCCUCUCCCACCAGGUAGGGCACGCCCAGCGCUGGAUGAAACCAAGGAAGAGCCCCGGGUCCCAGAGGGUGAAAUCACAGUUCCCCCACCCUUGUCUCCAGCUCCUGAACAGGUGGAAGUGGCAGCAGAGCCACUUCCAGGCCUGGUGGUAAGCCCUGAGGAGCUGAAGCGUGUACCCUGGGAGCCAAAGGCUCUACCCACUGAGGUGACCCCACCCCAGGAGCUGCGUCUGCCAGUGCAACCAAGUCCAGAACGGAAGAGGCCUCCAGUCUUCCCACCUCCUCGACGUCGCCGCCGCCGCCAGUUACUGUUCUGGGACAAGGAGACUCAGAUCUCCCGGGAGAAAUUCCAGGAACAACUGCAAACUAAAGCCCAUUGCUGGGAAUGUCCCAUGGUGCAGCCCCCUGAGAGGAUGACCAUGAGCCCUCCGGAGCUGUUCCAAACUCCAACUCGCCCUGGCUGGCUACCCCCAGAACUACUGGCUCUCUGGACUCACUCUGCCCAGCCUCCCCCAAGAGUGCCUAGACGCAGGCCACCCCGUACACUUGAAGAGGAGGCUGCUGAAAGGGUCAUAGCAGCUGAGGAGGAAAGAAGAAGGGCUGAAAUUCUGAGUGAUAUUGAGGUCCUGAGGGAGGCUCAGGAGCCCAGCGGUCCCCUCAUGCUGUCUUCAGAGCUCUCCCUAGAAGCUGCUGAGGAGGAGAAGUCCCGCAUCAGCCUCAUCCCACCGGAAGAGCGGUGGGCUUGGGCUGAGGCAGAGCAGCCAGAGCCCCCUGCGUUGCCUGUGGUCCCCGAACUCCCUGAGGUGCCCAUGGAGAUGCCUUUGGAGCUGCCCCCAGAGCCUGAGCUGUUCUCGCUGGAAGCUGUGCAUAGGGCAGUAGCACUAGAGCUGCAGGCCAACAGGGAGCCGGACUUCAGCAGCCUGGUGCCACCUCUCAGCUCCCGCAGGACGGCUGCCCGGGUUUUCUACAUGCUCCUGGUGCUCUCAGCACAGCAGAUCCUUUCUGUGAAACAAGAGCAGCCAUAUGGACGCCUCUUGAUCCAGCCAGGGCCCCGAUUCCACAGUGGUUAA
Orycteropus afer afer is the source of this 1797-nucleotide messenger RNA. RefSeq names its product REC8 meiotic recombination protein (gene REC8). Gene Ontology annotation, cellular component: cohesin complex; synaptonemal complex. The transcript is spliced from 19 exons. Gene Ontology annotation, biological process: mitotic sister chromatid cohesion; replication-born double-strand break repair via sister chromatid exchange; synaptonemal complex assembly. The record is from RefSeq and is a predicted model, not a curated record. NCBI's taxonomy places the organism in Eukaryota, Metazoa, Chordata, Mammalia, Tubulidentata, Orycteropodidae. The coding region runs from base 1 to 1797 and encodes 598 amino acids. Gene Ontology annotation, molecular function: protein binding; chromatin binding.